Pelmatolapia mariae (spotted tilapia) is the source of this 3006-nucleotide messenger RNA. Its product is annotated as 4-hydroxybenzoate polyprenyltransferase, mitochondrial-like. Gene Ontology annotation, biological process: ubiquinone biosynthetic process. Gene Ontology annotation, cellular component: mitochondrial inner membrane. Bases 582 to 1700 code for a protein of 372 amino acids. The transcript is spliced from 8 exons. Lineage: Eukaryota; Metazoa; Chordata; Actinopteri; Cichliformes; Cichlidae. The record is from RefSeq and is a predicted model, not a curated record.
UAGUUGAGGGCCUUUCAAAAAAGUCCAGAAAGGGAGACCAGAGUUUAUAAAAUUUAUUUUUAGACCCUCGAACUGUAUAUCUAAUUUUUUCUACAUCCAUACAGGACAUUACAUCUUUUAGCCAUUGUGUGUGUGAAGGGGGAGAAGAGUCUUUCCAUUUCAGCAAAAUAGCUCGCCUGGCCAGCAGUAAUGAAAAGUUUAAUAUUCUGAGUCUGGAGUUGGACAGAUUCAAAUUCUGGACCGCACCAAACAUAGCACAGAGUGGCUCUGGUUCAAUUUGAUGCUGCACGACUUCAGACAUCGAAUGGAAAACAGAUUUCCAAAAGGUGGACAACGAAGGACAGGACCAGUACAUAUGAAACAAUGUACCAGGAGCACCCCCACACCUUAUACAGGCUGGGUCCACCCCUGGAUAUAUGUGUGCCAGCCUCUCCCUGGACCAAUGCCCCCGAUGAACUAUCUUAAAUUGGAUAAGUGUAUGUCGAGCACACAUUGAUAUAUUGUGAACCUGACCAAGGAUAGAGUCCCAGAGUUCAUCCGUAAUAUGAAAGGGGUGAUCUUUAUGACUGCAGAGAGACACCAUGUUCCCAGCCAAGCUAGCUUUGAGCACUCUGAAAAGGAUCCACCAUGGAGCUUGUUAUCGAUGUCUUUCUACCUGCUUCGUCCAGAAGGAAGGGAUAAAGGCUGGAGAUGGGCCCCACUCAGACUCCCGUGUGUGGAAGAGAAAGCCUAAGAACCAAUCUGCAAUCUGGUCAUCAAUAAGACUUCUUGAAACACAGCAAAAUGGGAGAAGACCAUUCAGUUUAUCAGCUGCUACUAUAGUAAAUUCAGCACCAGUACACAUCCAACCGUACCUCCGGCUGAUGAGGCUGGACAAACCUAUAGGGACAUGGCUGCUGUACCUCCCCUGCACAUGGAGCAUUGCUCUGGCUGCUAACCCUGGAUGCUUCCCAGAUCUGGGCAUGCUCACACUGUUUGGUACAGGCGCUCUUCUCAUGAGAGGGGCCGGCUGCACCAUCAAUGACAUGUGGGACAAAGACUUCGACAAAAAAGUGUCCCGCACAGCCUCUCGACCAAUCGCAUCAGGAGAGAUUUCUCGAAUGCAGGCGCUGGUCUUCCUGGGAGGGCAGCUCUCGCUUGCACUUGGGGUUCUUUUGUGUCUCAACUAUUACAGUAUAGCUCUGGGUGCUGCUUCUUUAUCUCUUGUUAUCACCUACCCGCUGAUGAAGAGGUUCACUUACUGGCCACAGUUUGUGUUGGGACUCACUUUCAACUGGGGCGCUCUGCUCGGUUGGUCCGCUAUUAAAGGCUCUUGUGAUUGGUCCGUGUGUCUCCCGCUAUACUUCUCAGGAGUGAUGUGGACGCUGGUGUAUGACACAAUAUACGCACAUCAGGAUAAGGAGGAUGACAUCAAAGUAGGAGUCAAAUCUACUGCACUGAGGUUCCAGGAGCAAACCAAACCCUGGCUGAGUGGCUUUGUUGUGGCCAUGAUGUCUGGACUAGUGAUAGCUGGGGUCAAUGCUGAACAGACUCUCCCUUACUAUGCUGUACUCACCGCUGUAGCAAUGCACCUGACAAACCAGAUUUACACAUUAGACAUCAACAAACCAGAAGACUGCUGGAAAAAGUUUGUUUCAAACAGAAACCUUGGACUGUUGUUGUUUUUAGGUAUUGUUGCCGGGAAUUUGUGGAAAGAAUAAAGACAGACUCUGAAGAAAUGAACAAGCCUUCAUAUAAUUAGAGACAAUGUUUUAUUACAUUUGUGUGUUUUGUUUUUUAUGAGAAGCACUCUUUUAACAACUUGUGUAUUUUCAAAAACGCCAGUAAAUCUAAAUUGAAAUUGUUGCAAUAAGUUUGACCACCAGGGAGCAGUAUGAUUAAUUUCCUACCUGAUGAAUGUACUGUACGCCAGUGGCCUCAUUACUUUGUUUUGGUCCAUAAAACACAAAAAUAUCUGGGUCUUUGCGCGACAUCCUUCAUGAGUCACUGGUUGACAUUGGUGCUCUUUGUUUUUAUGCUGGGCAGGCAGCAUUUACCCACUUUGCCUGUGCUUAUGUGUCAGAAACCACUUCCAGUUAUUAUUCAUAGGACUUUGGUGAGAGUCGGCAUGUAGAUCUGCAGACUUUACUGGUUCUUUUUAGUGCUUUUGCAACAUGAGACUGCUCUCACCCAUGAUGUUUCAGUACUCUAAAACUUUUAAACAAAUUUAAAAGAGAAUUCAUUUACAUCCAGUCCAGUGAAAAACUAAGUACAUCUUCCAAUAUAGAAGGUAUGUUUAGUUGCAAUAACUUAAUCAUUUUCUAUAUGAGUUUAUCAGUUCCUUACAUUGUUGGACUUUAACUGGUCAAUUGCAACACUUUGGCUAAAAAAAGAAACACAUCAUUCUGUAGAUUUGCAGGUGUGCUUGGGAUCAUUGUCCUGUUGUACGACUCACUUUUGGCAAAACUUCAGCUGUCACACAGAUGGCCUCACAUUUGACUCUAAAAUACUUCAGUAUACAGAAGAGUUGAAGGUCGACUCAGUGAAUGUAAGGUGUCCAGGUCCUCGGCAUCCUGUGUUUUGGUUUUUGCCAAACGUAAUUCUGUGCAUUAUGGCUAUGUUGGGUUUGUUUUUUUUUUUCUUGUGUGUCAUUCAGUUGAAACUUGGCAAACCUAAACUGCUGCUUUCUUUUUAGAAAGAAGAGAUUUUUCUCCUGGCAAACAAGCCACAACUGUUCAGUUGAAUUGUACUGCCAUGAGAGUCUGAGAUGUAGCCCAUAUUACAUCUGAAUGCUCCGACCCAGAAACCGCUGAAACAACCGCUUUCAUAGAGGUAAUCACAUUUGCUUUUGCUUUUGUUUUUUGAUUAACAGCAUGUGGCUGCUACUUACCCUCUUAAUUCAUAUAGAAGCGGUAGAGGUGUAAUUAGUGUUUUAUAAUUGCAUCUGAAACGUAGAAAUAGUGUUAUAAUCUAAGCCCAGUUAUAUGUUAUGUUCCUGAAGCCAAAGUCAACAUUCUUUUUACUUUA